This is a messenger RNA of Notolabrus celidotus (New Zealand spotty), 1269 nucleotides long. RefSeq names its product protein turtle homolog B-like. The transcript is spliced from 5 exons. The record is from RefSeq and is a predicted model, not a curated record. Lineage: Eukaryota; Metazoa; Chordata; Actinopteri; Labriformes; Labridae. The coding region runs from base 1 to 1269 and encodes 422 amino acids.
AUGAAUGGAAAUGACCCUGUGGACCUGAGAUCAGACUCAAACUACACAGGUCGUGUGGAGUAUCACUUUCAUGUGAACGGCUGCACUCUGAGAAUCAAAGACCUGAGAGAGAGCGACUCAGCUGAGUACAAGUUCACACUGAGAACAAACAAACCGGAUCAGAGCUUGACUGGGUCACCUGGAGUUUCUUUGUCUGUCACAGCUCUACAGGUGCAGGUGACCAAAGUUGACUGGAAUGCUGGCACUGCAGAGCUGAAGUGUCACAGCAGCUGCAGUCCAACUGGUCAGCUGUCCUACAUCUGGUUCAAGAACGGAGAGAAGAUUCAGACAGAAACAUCUUCGGUUUCAGGAUCCUUUGAUUCUUUAAACAGCUACACCUGUGCUCUGAAAGGACAUGAGGAUUCUCCUUCUCCUCCAGUGUGUGUCUAUGGUGGAUCCUGCAACAGGGUGAUGUACAACAAGAGGAGGAUCUGUGCCCUAAAAGGCUCAUCAGUCAACAUUUCAUGCACAUACUACAGUCAUUGGGCUCCUAAUUCAGUCUUUUGGUUCAGUCCUGCACGUAGUCAUCACUGGCAGACUCAAACACAGCCUGAGGACCUAAAAGCAGACUCCCAGUAUGCAGGCCGUGUUCAGGUCUUUGAAACACAGAGACGACGCUCCACUCUGAUCAUCUCUGACCUGAGAGAGAGCGAUUCAGCAGAGUAUCGCUUUAAGUUCAAACGACUGAACUCGGAAUGGGGGAACAGUUUCCCUGGUACAACUCUGACUGUCACAGCUCUGCAGGUGCAGGUAACCUCAGUAACAGUCCACCAGGAUUACACUGAAGCAGUGCUGAGGUGUCACACCAGCUGCUCUCCUGCUGGUGACAUGUCAUACAUCUGGUUUAAGAAUGGAAAGGAAAUCCAGAAUGAGGAAAAGUCCUCUCAUGAGGACCGGUUUUCCCCAGGAGACUUCAUCUCUUGUGCUGUGAAAGGACUUGAGAAGUCUGUCUCUCCCUCAGUGUAUGCUCUGAAGGCUCCCUCUGUGUCUGUAAAUCCUCCUGGUGAAAUAACGGAGGGCAGUUCAGUCACUCUGAACUGUAGCAGUGAUGCUAACAGAGAAGCUAACUACACCUGGCUCAAGAGGAACCAAACACUGCCCAGAGAAGAACCACAGCUUGUCUUCAGUUCCAUCCAGCCCUCUGACUCUGGAGAGUAUCGCUGUACAUCUGAGAACGAGCUGGGAAAGAGAACAUCUGAACCCGUCUUCAUUGAUGUCAAAUGUGAGUAA